Molecule: messenger RNA, 2744 nt
Organism: Terrapene triunguis (Three-toed box turtle)
Lineage: Eukaryota; Metazoa; Chordata; Testudines; Emydidae
Product: host cell factor 1-like
Exons: 4
Biological process (GO): regulation of DNA-templated transcription; chromatin remodeling
Cellular component (GO): histone methyltransferase complex
Molecular function (GO): transcription coactivator activity
Source: RefSeq, a predicted model, not a curated record
GUGUGACCAGCAGCCCUGGGAUCAAGUCCCCCAUCACCAUCAUCACCACCAAGGUCAUGACCUCAGGCACAGGCGCCCCCGCCAAGAUCAUCACGGCAGUGCCCAAGCUGGGAACGGCCCACGGGCAGCAGGGCGUCACGCAGGUGGUCCUGAAGGGCGCGCCUGGCCAGCCCGGCACCAUCCUGCGCACCGUGCCCAUGGGCGGCGUGCGGCUGGUCACGCCCGUCACCGUCUCCGCCGUCAAGCCCACCGUCACCACGCUGGUGGUGAAAGGAACCACGGGUGUCACCACCUUGGGCACCGUGACGGGCACCGUCUCCACCAGCCUGGCCGGCGCAGGGGGCCACAGCACCAAUGCCUCCCUGGCCACGCCCAUCACCACGCUGGGAACCAUCGCCACCCUGUCGAGCCAGGUGAUCAACCCGGCCGCCAUCACCGUCUCCGCCGCGCAGACCACCAUGACAGCCGCCAGCGGGCUGGGCACACCCACCAUCACCAUGCAGCCCGUCUCCCAGCCCACGCAGGUGACGCUGAUCACGACGCCCAGCGGGGUGGAUGCUCAGCCGGUGCAUGACCUGCCAGUCUCCAUCCUGGCCUCGCCCACCACGGAGCAGCCCACGGCCACGGUGACCAUCGCUGACGUGGGGCAGGGCGACCCGCAGCCCGGCACCGUCACCCUGGUGUGCUCCAACCCGCCCUGCGAGACCCAUGAGACCGGCACCACCAACACUGCCACCGCCACCGUCGUGGCCAACGUGGGCGGCCUGACCCAGCCUGUGCACUUUGUGUGCGAGGGCCAGGAGACCGGGCAGCCCAACGGCGGGUUAGUGCGCGUCUGUUCCAACCCCCCGUGUGAGACGCACGAGACGGGCACCACCCACACGGCCACCACUGCCACAUCCAGCAUGGGCGCCGGACGAGUGUGCAGCAACCCCCCGUGCGAGACGCACGAGACAGGCACAACCAACACGGCUACCACAGCCACGUCCAGCAUGGGUGCCGGACGAGUGUGCAGCAACCCCCCGUGUGAGACGCAUGAGACGGGCACCACCAACACGGCCACCACUGCCACAUCCAGCAUGGGCGCCGGACGAGUGUGCAGCAACCCCCCAUGCGAGACGCACGAGACGGGCACCACCAACACGGCCACCACGGCCACAUCCAGCAUGGGCGCCGGGCGAGUGUGCACUAACCCUCCGUGCGAGACGCACGAGACGGGCACCACCAACACGGCCACCACGGCCACGUCCAGCAUGGGUGCCGAACGAGCGUGCAGCAAUCCCCUGUGUGAGACGCACGAGACGGGCACCACCAACACAGCUACCACGGCCCGGUCGUUCAUGGGGCGGGGGCAAGCUGAUGGCAGCCUGGUAGCCCCGCCCAACCCGCCGUGCCAAACGCAGCACACCAGUGCCACCGGCACCACGAUGUCGGCAAAAGCCGGUGUGCCCACAGAGCAGCCGUGCAGCACCAGGAUGGCAAAUCCACCCCCGGCGGUGCCUGGCACCAACGCACAAUCCCCGGCGCCGGCUGGCCGGCCCUGUGAGGCUCACCAGACCCACACCACCAACACCGCCACCACGGCCCGGUCGCUCAUGGGCCGGGGGCAGCCGGAUGGUGGGCCAGGGGCAGCCGAGGGCCCCCCGUGCCAAACCCAACAGACUUGUGCCACUCACACAACCAUGUCGGCCAAAGCGGACGUGCCCACAGAGCAGCCAUGCAGCGUGAGGAUGGUUGCGCCGGACACGGAGGCCGGUCAGCGAGCGCAUGUCAAUGACUCUUGUGAAACGGGCACCACGGCCACGUCGAGCUUGGGCACCAGGCGAGCGUGCACGGAGCCCCCAUGCGAGACCCACGAGACAGGCACCACCACCACAGUCACGUCGAACAUUGGCGCCGGGCGAGUGUGCAGCAACCCCCCUUGCGAGACCCACGAGACAGGCACCACCACCACAGCCACGUCGAACAUGGACGCCGGGCGAGCAUGCAGCAACCCCUCGUGUGAGACACACGAGAUGGGCACCACCACCACAGCCACGUCGAGCAUGGGCACCAGGCAACCGUGCACAGAGCCCCCGUGCGAGACCCACAAGACAGGCACCACUACCACAGCCAUGUCGAACAUGGGCACUGGGCGAGCAUGCAGCAAUCUCCUGUGUGAGACGGGCACAACUAACACGGCGACCACUGCCACAUCCAGCAUGGGCGCCGGGCAAGUGUGCAGCAACCCCCCGUGCGAGACGCACGAGACAGGCACCACUAACACGGCGACCACUGCCACAUCCAGCAUGGGCGCCGGGCAAGUGUGCAGCAACCCCCCGUGCGAGACGCACGAGACGGGCACCACCAACACGGCCACCACGGCCACAUGUAACGUGGGGACGGGCCAGGCUGAGGGGGCCCAGCACGCCCCUGCCAGCGCGCCCUGUGAGACGCAGCCGACCACGGCCACCGGCACCACCAUGACGGCCAGCAUGGGGGGAGCUGGGGCCGAGCCCCCCUCCUCUGCCCCCCAGGAGAUGGGGGGGGCAGGGCCCAGCCAGCCCCAGUCGCCUCCCACAAACCCAGCCCCACGCGUCUGCUCCAACCCCCCCUGCGAGACCCAUGAGACGGGCACAACCCACACGGCCACCACUGUGACCUCCAGCAUGGGUGCCAACCACGGUGAGCACGGGGGGCAGGGCAUGGGGCCUGUCUCCUGGAGGGGCUCUGACUCUGAUCCGCCCCAUGGCUGUCCGCUCUAG